Molecule: messenger RNA, 591 nt
Organism: Exophiala aquamarina CBS 119918
Lineage: Eukaryota; Fungi; Ascomycota; Eurotiomycetes; Chaetothyriales; Herpotrichiellaceae
Exons: 1
Coding region: 1-591 (196 amino acids)
Biological process (GO): mitophagy
Molecular function (GO): mitochondrion autophagosome adaptor activity
Source: RefSeq, a predicted model, not a curated record
AUGGCGAGCAACCCCGCCUCAGAGCUGGCCUCGGCCAUCCAAUCCGUCUCCAUCAACCGACACCCGUCUCAAUUACAUGAUGUGAAUCCAUCCACUGCCGCCUCUAAGAAGAUCCCCGCGACAGCUGAGUUCCCCGAAGGAGAUUCACCUCCACGCUCGCGAUCACAUUCCUUCGCCUCAGCCAGCACCGCGUCGUCAUCCACAUCGACCAUCCCGAGUGAGAUCAUCCACCCACGUCCCCGCCGAAGGGAUCUGCCACCGAUUCCGGACUUCCGCUUCGAGCAGUCCUACCUCGCCAGUAUCAAGGACGCCGACUCAAACUGGAGGGUCGCCUUUAUCACGAUCCGCGAUCAAGUGUUUCUGCCACUGACCCAGGGCAUUCUCUGGAACCUUGCCAUGUUUGGCUGGCGCCAUUGGAAUCGUGGAACCCAGUUCCGAGGGCAGGGUUUGGGUGCGAGGGUCAGAAAUUGGUGGUGGCGGGUGAACAAUUGGAGAGUUCCUAGUGAAGCAGACCAUCGGAAAGAUGCGAAGGUGCUGAAGAAGGCUGAGGGCUUCUUUGUUGAUCGUUUCGGUACUGCGUUGGGCGAUUGA